Colletotrichum phormii is the source of this 2793-nucleotide messenger RNA. RefSeq lists its product as uncharacterized. NCBI's taxonomy places the organism in Eukaryota, Fungi, Ascomycota, Sordariomycetes, Glomerellales, Glomerellaceae. The transcript has a single exon. The record is from RefSeq and is a predicted model, not a curated record. Bases 53 to 2383 code for a protein of 776 amino acids.
CGCAUUCACCACACUUUCUGCCCGUCACUAACGAGGCCCGCCACUUCUCAAGAUGAAUGUUUUCAAUACCAUCAGCCGGAAGCUACAGUCUGUUGAUUUUCCUCCACCAUUUUCCUACGCCACUUUCUCUCAUUCGUCUGCUGCUCAUGAACACGACGGGUGGCAUGCGUCUGACUCGGCCGGCGUGCAAGCAAUUAUCGACAAAGCCUGCGUUCUUGCUCUCCAGAAUGGAGUGCAUUUCAUAUGGAUUGACUCACUGUGCAUCGAUCAAGAUUCGAGCGCAGAUGUAUCUGAAGCUAUCAAUUCUAGCUGGAAGUAUUUUCAAUCAGCGGCUCUUUGUAUGGUCUACCUCUUCGAUCUGCCUUGCGGGCCCUCUCAUCUGAGCGAAGAAACGUGGAAACAAUCCCAGUACUGGUCUCGAGUCUGGAGCCUCCAAGUGCUCGUCUUCGCCCCGAGAAUUGUCUUCUAUGAUUCAAGAUGGCACCUCAAAGGAGACACUUCUUCGGACGCAUUCUCGUCCUUGCUGUCACGGGUUACGGGCAUCGAUGCAGAUGUUCUAGCUAAACGUAGCACCCUACACAGCAUUUCGAUUGCACGGAGAAUGUCAUGGGCAGUAGGCAAAAGAUCUUUCCGCGCCGAAGACUUGUCAUACGCUCUUCUUGGCAUCUUCGGCAUUCGCUUGUCGAUUAUCUACGGCGAAGGCGAAGAUGCCGCUUUUCGGCGUCUUCAGGAGGAGAUCCUUAAAACGACCAGCGACACGACUUUGUUCGCAUGGACCAGCUUGGACGAGACCCUGCCACGAGGCAUCUUCGCUAGGUCGGUCGAAGAAUUUAAGUGCUUUGGACAAACAGAGCUUGCCUCUGCUCCAUUCCGUUUGGACGGAUUCGCUGAAUUAACCAGCCGAGGCGUUCUGAUUCAGAGCAAAUGUCUGCAGACGAAUGGGGAUAUCUUUCUCGAUCUAGGGAUGCCACGAAAGGAGAACAGUCAUGCCAAACGAUGCGGUAUCUCAAUACGCAGACGACCAUGCGGGACCUACUUUCGCGUGUCCUCAAGCAUGACCCAGAUGGUACUGACAAACGAAUCUGCCGAAGUCAUGCGGGUCAUAGUCGAAGCAGGAGAUAUCAACACCGUCAAAACCUUCAAUGAUCAAGUACAUGCCACCUUUCAAUGGAGCCUGACAUCUCGCCAAAAGCGGCCCGACAGUAACAACAACAACAAUACCAUAGAGACGAGCAACCUAUGCCAUACGCCAUCGAAUGGCAGCUGCUUCGCCAAUAAUGAAUCAUCGACCUCCUGCCACUCGCUACAGCCACAUCCAAUCAUCGAGAGUCCUUUGCCCGAAGGGAACGAUGCUGAUUGGGUUCAUGUAGGGGAGCCUUGGGCAAAUUCGGGCCGCCUUGGUCCAUCCCAGCAGGGGGCAGACCAAACAUCAGUGGAAGAAAGCGACUCCGACACUUUCAUGUCUUUCAUCCACGAAGAGACCCCCGCAGAGCUAUUGGUCUCUGACGGUGAAAUCUCCGAAGCUUCCAAUGAACCCGUCUCUGGGACCGAAUUUGGCUCUGUCAGGAUGACAAUGGCGACCUCAACGGACAGAAUUGCGACUCGUAACGCAGCACGCAUUGGUGAUGUGACACUUGUCAGGCGUCUAGCCAGGCAGGCUGUUCAAAACUUUCGCAACACUCAGCAAAUCCACCUUCAGAGGACGGGAAGGCAGAAGCCACUAGUCGACAUGAAGAGAGAGACAAUUAGGUUUCGGCGGCAUAGGAUACAUGCCACAAAACGAAAACCCGACCUCGCUGGAUCUACUGACUUUGCGUGUCCUUUCUUGGUUAAGAACCCCUGGAAGCAUCUAGAUUGUCUGCGGGAAGACGCUUUAAGCACAAUGUUGGAUGUGCGAGACCAUCUUUGGAGGUCACACCGCGUGCCCUACCACUGCCCAGUUUGCAUCCAGACAUUUGUGUCUGCUGCUAGGCGAGAUGAACAUAUCCUCGAACGUGAUUGCAGAUUGAAGGACUAUCCGAAUUUUCAAGGUGUCACACAGGACCAACGGGAUCUCAUUUCACGUACUCAAGAUAUUCCUGGUAGCAAGAAACAAUGGUUCGCGAUAUGGGAUAUUCUGUUUCCGGGAGAGGACCGGCGGCCAAAGUCUGCGUUCGUGAAGAACACGGUUGGUUCUGAGGUAGGUGAUUUCAGGACCUUUUUUAAAGCCAGGGGAUUGGCUUUGAUCGGAAGCUCUGUCGAGGAGCUUUGGGGCGAAUUGGACCACGAAGGAGGGAAUUGUGCAACGGCGCUUCACUCAAUGGUGCUUGGCGAAGCCAUCAAUGCUUUGGUGGAUGGAAUGUUGGGAUCUGUCCCGAGUAUGGACAGCUGUGUAGAUCACUGAUUUUGGUCAAGCAGCAAUGGCUACAACAGGCGGCAAUUUUGAUGUAGUGGGAGUAGAACUAGGUCUACUGUAUACCCAGACUUCUGAGGUACAUAUAGGCUGUGGUCUAGGUGUCAUUGUGAGCGACGCACCUGAGAUGGCCAAGAUGGAAACCUGUUGCCCAAGAUUAUCAAAGAGUAGGGCGGGGCCCUUUGUUGCACGGGAGACUUUCAAGCGGCCAAAGGAAUCCGCCUUCGGCGAAAAUCUGUUUCUUUUGCUCGUUAGAUGUGCUGAAGGAAAUCGUCGCAUCAUAUUGAUAUAUUCAUACACGCAGUUUUUCAUAGUGAAAGGCCGGUCUACUACUGCAAACUACUUUAUGUUUAUCGGGAAGACGCCAUCUGAACUCGACACACGUUCAGAAACUUGAAAUA